GUUGCGUUAUCAGCUUCCAGUCACGGUGCGCUGUGUUCAUCCUGUGUGCUGUUACUGCUGUUUGUGUUACUGCUGUGUGUUUGUGUCUAAUUGGUCGAAAAUGAAGGAAUUAUUAAGUGAAGUGUAAGAUUAAAGGGUAUGCUCAUCUAAAAUCCUCAAGGAAAAGAAAUUCCGUGAGGCGUAAAACCAGACAAGAACCACAAAGCCAGCUGAGGGACAGAGAGGAGGAGUAAGACAGUCAACCAGCAGCCGGGAGAGGAAACAACCGUCACACAGAUGAGGCUGGUGGAGUGGCUUGGAGGUGGAGGAGGAGGAGGAGGAGGAGGAGGAGGAGGAGGAAGAGGACACAGCAGAGAGGAUGGACAAGGACAGGAAAGAGAAGGAAAACAUAGCAGAAUAGAUGAGAGGGAAGGAAAACACAGCACAGAUGAGAGAAGAGAAAGAGAGGAAACAGAAGGAAAACACACAAUAGAGAAUAAAGGAAAAUGCAAAGGAAAAGAGGAAAUUACAGAAAGACAUACAAGAGAAGAGAGAAAAGAAGGACAAGAAGAAAAAUGCAAUGAAGGGGAGGAGAAAGAAAGGAAAGAUAGCAGAACACAUGAACGAGAAGGGAAACAAAGCAUCAAGGAAAGAAUAGGAGAGGAAAGAGAAGAAAAACACAGCAAAAGAGAAGAGAGAGGAGGGAAAAAUGAAGGAGAAGAAAUUAGACAAACACACAUGAAUGAAAAGAGAGAAGAAAGAGAACAAAGAGAAAGACAACAAGGAGGAGGAAAACAAAUAAGAGAAGAGAAAGGAGGGAAAAACAGAGAAACAGAUGACAGAGAAGGAAAACAAGGCACAGAAGGAGAGGAAAGAGAAGGAAAACCUAUCAGAAGAGAGGAGAUAGAAGAAAAACACAAGGAAAAAGAAAUGAGAGGGGGAAAACAAAGAGAGAAUAGGGAAAACUACAAAGGAUUAGGAGGAUGUGGGGGAAAAUUACUCCUGGUUUUGUUGAUGGUGGUAUUUGUAGCAGUAACAGCACAGCCUAACCCUUUCGAUGAGGAUGAUGACGAGCUGGCAUUUUCCCUCAACCGCCUGUACAGAGACUCCAAGGAUGCCAUAGAUCCCCACAACAUGCUGCCGGAGCCGGGGGGACGGAGGUACACUGGCCGGCCUCGGGGCAUGGCUUGGGGUCCGGGGGAGGAAGAUACAGAGGAAGCACCACCAGGCAGUGAGGGGGAGGAGGAGAAGGCAUCUGGGGAGCUGAAAAACUGUGUAGGUCGUCUCAUCUCCCUGCAGAACUCCCUUGAGGAGGAGCAGGCUACAUCCCUCAAGUUACAGAAGAUGCUGGCCAAGGAGGGCGUGCUUGAUCUACAGGCUUUCUACAGACGCGCAGUUCAACAUUUAUGGAAUACUCUGAGGCUGCAGGAGGCCCGGGAUAUCCUGAAGGAGGGAAACGCAGCGCUGGUGAGGCAGGUGAGCGUGAGGAUAACACAGGACAACUUGGAGGCCCUGGAUGACUACCUGAAGAGCAAGGCUGAUCCACAUAAGGUUGAUGAGUUCCUGCAGCAAGGGUUCACGCUGGAGACGCCGCCCUCUGAGUCGUCCCCGUCACUCCUGCAGUCAGCCGUCACCCUAGGCCAUGCUGUCAUCCACGCCGGCAAGAGUCUGGAGGUGUGGCUGUGCAUGCUGUGUGGUGGCUUUGUGGUGCUGGCGAUGUGGGCUGUGGUGCUGUUCGUGAGGGACAUACAGAGGGAGCUGCGAUGGGGCUGUGUCCUAGGCAUGAUGGCUACGGUUGUUUUCUUCAUCUGCUGUUUGUGGCACUGGAGGCACAUGUACAAGAUGGCAGAGUCGCGGCGCCAUGCUGAGCUGGCCAAGAGGGGCUACACUGGCAUCCCUGAAGAGUGCCAGCCGGGUGCCAGGUCCUCAGCUGGCAAUGUUUAUGAUUGGGUCAAGGUCAACCUCUUUGGCAGUCCUGAUGUCUGUGAGAAGUACUUUGAACAACUAAUGAUUGAUGCCAUUGAGGAAAUCACGCCAGGGAUGGUGAUUGCUGAAACGGUGUCCAGGUUCCUCUUCCAGCCCCUGCAGCACCUCGGGACAGAGAGCGGCAAACUCACCACCAAUUUUUACAAAAACGUGCCGCCGGCGUACCACCUGCAUGCCACAGCGCUGUUCCUAGGCCUGCUGGUGGUAGUGCUGUUCUACGGGUGUGCUUAUGGCAUUGACUUCCCCCUGGGGCUUGGCGGCUACCGACCAAUGGCAAGGCAGGAGUCGACGUGGGGCAGGGACAGGGCGGGGCUAGGACGGGAGGCGGUGGAGCAGCUGAAUAGAGACAGAGAGAAGUUUUUAGAAGAGUCAAGGCGAAUGCUUACUGACAUAGCCAAGGCAGCUGAGGGCACGAAGGUUCCGCAGCAGCAGCUGGUGGUGACUUCCUCCGGCAUCCUAGAGGUGCAGCUGGAGCGCCUCAUCUCCCGCCACCUGGACCGUGCCAUGGAACAGCAGGGUGGGGUGCCAGCCAGCCCAGGGGUUCACACCAUCACCUCCACGCCCCUCAGGCCCCAGGGCACCACCAAGGCCGUGGUGCAGCAGAGCAGCCCUGAGCAGCAAAGCCCUGAGCAGCAGAGCCCUGGACUGCUGAGUGACUUCUCCUCCUCCUCCUCCUCUUCCUCCUCGUCCUACUCCUCCAAGGGCCAGCAGGGCCCAGUGGUGGUGAACGAGCGUGGGGACUUCCAGGCCAUGCUGGCAUCCACUGAUGCGGUGCACCGCCGCGUGGCCGGCACCCCCGCUGUGCGGUGCCUGCCACCUCGCACCUCCUCCCGCAGCAGCAGCACCAACACCAGCGCCGCCAGCACACCCACCGCCAGUGAGGCCGGUAGCCCCUCUGCACGCCGCAAGAAGGGCAGCAAGUUCCUGAGGAUGUUCCGGAGCGCCGAGGUGCCGCCCAGCCCCAAACCCUCCCCCUCCGCCAGCACGCAGUCCCUGAGCCACGGCGACCUGGAUGAGCCGGACCUGGGUGCCCCACCAGACAACAGCAGCUUCCUGGCCGAGGUGCGCAGCGUGCUGGACCUCUCCACUAACUCAGAGCACCCCAGUCCCCCCAGCUCCCCCAGCCCCCCCAGCCAGGACUGGAGCACUGAGGACAGGCAGGUGUCAGUGUCCUCACCCCCUCCAUGAAGACCUGCUGCCACGCCACAAGACAGGUGCGGCGGCGGCGGCAUCUCCCAGCCUGGGCCGUGAGCUGUGGGCCUUGAGCCAUUCUCCCCUAAGCCAUGUAAACACACACGCGCCAAACUAGCCAUAAGAGCCGCUCAGCACUGCAUACACGCUGCCAAACGGUGAUGUCAAUGUGUGUGUGUGUGUGUGUGUGUGUGUGUGUGUGUGUGUGUGUGUGUGUGUGUGUGUGUGUGUGUGCUUGCAACUGUGUUCAGGGCAUUUAUUGUUGUUUUGAGGCACUUAAUGUAGGUCUUUCAUAAUUUUACUGUUUGUGCGUGUGUGUGUGUGUGUGUGUGUGUGUGUGUGUGUGUGUGUGUGUAUCAGAUGGUCAUACAGACUCAAGAAAAUUAGAAUAAGUAAUACAUAGUUGUAACAUCCUGGGCAACAUUGCUGUGCAUUGACUGCUCUGUGCAGUGCAGUGUGCUGCUCACCUUGUGUGUGUGUGUGUGUGUGUGUGUGUGCUAAAGUUGACCUCAGGACAGUGUAUUGCAGGUAUCUUACAAAUAUUAAUAUGAAUACUCCUCUGCGUGUGUGUGUGUGUGUGUGUGUGUGUGUGUGUGUGUGUGUGUGUGUGUGUGUGUGUGUGUGUGUGUAAUCAAAAGGAAUACAAAAAUCAAUAGUUUGUUUAUAUCAGCAGUCUUGGAAAGUUGUCUGGUGGUUUGUUUGCCUGUAAUUGUUUUACAAGAAUAUAAACAUUUAUAACUUUU
This is a messenger RNA of Scylla paramamosain (green mud crab), 3899 nucleotides long. RefSeq names its product chloride channel CLIC-like protein 1. The coding region runs from base 277 to 3153 and encodes 958 amino acids. The transcript has 13 exons. NCBI's taxonomy places the organism in Eukaryota, Metazoa, Arthropoda, Malacostraca, Decapoda, Portunidae. Gene Ontology annotation, cellular component: endoplasmic reticulum; membrane. The record is from RefSeq and is a predicted model, not a curated record. Gene Ontology annotation, molecular function: chloride channel activity.